UAUACACAGAUUCGAUUUAGGUUGUUGUUGUUGUUGUUUAUUGCAAAUAAAAAAAUUGGAUUUUAAAAUGAUUGAAUCCGAUGAAAUCCUUGAAAAACUUAUUGAAUUAUUUCAAAAAUUCAAUACAACCAAUGUUUGGUCAAAAAUAAAAGAUAAAACAGAUUUUCAAGCUGAAUAUCUUGGAGGAGGUAAUAUUUGUGAAGUUAUAUGUUGUCGAUUGAAUCCAUCGAACAAAUCAUUAGAAAAUGGUUCCCCAAUUGUUCAGUAUGAUGAACUUGUAGUAAAAAUUUUACCAGAAAAUAUUUUCAUUAAAUAUGAUCCAUUAGAAACAUCAGUAAUCAAUACCAUUAUCUAUUCCAGUGGUAUUGCACCACGAUUAUUCUAUACUGAUCAUCAACAUAAAGUAUAUGAACUAAUUAAUGGUCGUGCAUAUAAUUAUAAUGAUGAUUGUGAUGAAAAACAAGUAAAAAAAUUGGCAAAAACAUUGGCCAAAUUUCAUUCGCUUAAUGUACCAAUUUCUAAUGAUUCACAACAACGUUGGUCAAUGACUAUGGAAAAUAUUGAAUUAAUGCCAUUCUAUGAUGUAUUCCGUGAUAAAUCCUAUUUACCUUUGAUCGAAAAAGAUGAACAAUUACGGCAAGAAUAUUAUGAAUUUGCCAAAAAUAUCGAUAUUAUCAAAUUGAAUAAAGAUAUUUUUCGAUUAUGUUAUCGUAUUUGUGAUCAAACAAAAACAAUUGUAUUUUCACAUAAUGAUUUUAAUCGUAAUAAUCGUAUCAUCAAUAAUGAUCAAAUUGUUCUAAUUGAUUUUGAUUAUUCUACAUAUUAUCAUCGUGGUAAUGAUAUUGGUAGAUAUUUUUCCAAUUAUAAACAUCAUGAUAAUAUGUUUGGUGAUGAAGGUUUUCCCAACGAUGAAGAAAUGAAUAUUUUUCUUGAUGAAUAUCGUCAUGAAUUUGUAAGAAAUUUUUUCAAAUUUAAUAAUUCUAAUAAUGAUGAUUAUAUUGAUGAAAUACUUAAUAAUCAUCAUUAUUCAUUACAACAAUUACGAGCCGAAUCUAAAGCAUUUACAUUGCUUGCAUAUAUUAUUGAUACUUAUUUUGGAUUAUGGCAAUUUACACUUGAUCCUAAUGGUUCACGUGGUAAAUAUUUUCUGAAUGUAGCUAAAACACGAGGUAUGGAAUUAAAAUGUUUGAUUCAACGGUUCAUCAACGAUAAUGAUCAUAUGCAAUUCGCUCAUCUAACAUGCGACUAAUAAUUUAAGCGUGAAAAGAAAGAAAAACAAACGAAAAAAAACCAAUAUUGCAAUCGAAUUUUAUCUGUAUUUUCGAAAUGAAUUCAAUUCAUUUUUUUUGUUGUUGUCACCUUGAUCAUGAAUUUUUGUUUUAGCUUGAA
This is a messenger RNA of Dermatophagoides pteronyssinus (European house dust mite), 1389 nucleotides long. Its product is annotated as putative ethanolamine kinase A. NCBI's taxonomy places the organism in Eukaryota, Metazoa, Arthropoda, Arachnida, Sarcoptiformes, Pyroglyphidae. Gene Ontology annotation, biological process: phosphatidylcholine biosynthetic process; phosphatidylethanolamine biosynthetic process. The record is from RefSeq and is a predicted model, not a curated record. Gene Ontology annotation, cellular component: cytoplasm. Gene Ontology annotation, molecular function: choline kinase activity; ethanolamine kinase activity.